GGCUCACUUCGAACGGCGACGGAUUGUGUUGGGUAUUUCUGUCUGGUGCUUCUUCUGCUCCGAAGGCUCGUACAACUAGGAGCCAAUAGGAGCAGUUAUCGUAAUUCGCCAACCGGUCAAUUGUGAUUGUUCCUCGGAAAACUGUCACGAAUCCGAGUUUUUCCUAUAGUUUUCCAAUGGAUGAGGGCAGUUCGCGAGUGAAAGAAAACCAAUUAAAAAGUAUAUUACGCCAGUUGGGCAAAUGAAGACAAACGGUUUCGCUUUUUCGACUUCGGGGUUUCCAAAGUUUCCUCCAGCUGACGGUGCCGCCUUAGCGCGAUAUAAAUUCGGAAUCUGCUGCUGCGUCUGCGAGUGGUAAAAGUUUUUCCCGUCGAGUUUUGUUCCGCCGAGAUCCGGGAGUGCGUGCGUAAAACCGGUAGCUCCGGAUGUGAUCGUCGGUCGUUCGCGAGUGAUUUUCUGGAGCAAAUUGAAAGUGUCCUCCUCGCGAGGGAUCUGGGAAAAUUUAUGGGGAAAUGAAGUUUUCCUUUCAAAGUUUUCAGGCAGUGAUUUGGUGACGGGUUUAGGUUUCGACACCAGGAGAAGCCGAGAUGUGAAGAAAAGAAAACCGGCGUUAACGAGAGUAGAAGAAAAUCGAUCGGUAGGGUUGGGCCAUUUCUUGAUUUUAUUUUUUCCACCCAAGCAGACGAAGAAGAAGAAAGAAACAGAAGGAGCAAUUCUGCCAAUUAGGGGUUGAUUUUGACCCAAUUAGUGUCGUUCGUUUGCCGUCAAGUUCCGAAAGUAAGUGUUCAAGAGUGUUGUAAUCCGAAAACAUCCGGCAACGCACCGAAGAUGAAAAGUAAGCACCACCAGUCAACUAAAUGGAAGCUAAGAGUAAGUCCCGUGUCUCGUCAUCGUCGUCCAAUGUCCAGCUGCUGCAACCUUUGAAUGAGUCCCGGAACGGUCGCCAGCCUCAGUCGCCGGCUCUAACCUCGAUCCUCCUUCAGCCGCCGGUCACAUCAGCUGCGUCAUCAAACGUUGCCACAUUACCGGCACCUGCCAUAGCCGGAACUGCGGUGAGAAAGAAACACAAGCCGACGUCCUCCGGUGCCGUCAAACAUACGGUCAAGUUUAAGGAAACCAGUGACCAAGAAAUCCUCGUUGUGACUGUUGAGCCACCUUCCCCCACUCCCCCGGCAUCUCCAAUCCAGAAAGCUUCCUCAACCCGGAACCACGUUCAACUACCAGUCCUCGGCGGCCAAGGAGCAGGAACAGGAGGACGAGGCACUCCCCAUCCAGCCAACACCGGAACAGGCCAGGCCAAAGUUACGGGACCGGAAAAAUCCACUAAGUCAGCGGCUCACGGCCAGCGAAGUGCAAAAAGUGCAAAAAAGCAACCGCCACAGUCAACCGGUUAUUCUGGUUAUUCUGGUGCUGGCAGCAGCGCAAAACCUCCCUACCAAAUCCCAAACCAACCAGGGCACGGUAGGGAGCUGCUGCUGCUUCCGGUUUCACCCGGCCAGCCGAGACUCGCCGAAGGAUGCACCACGUUGAUGUACGCCUGCCAACAGGGUCUGACCGAGGGAAUUGUUAAAGAGCUACGCGAAAAGCCGGACGUUGUCCACCGGCGGGAUCGGAACAACAAGAGUGCCCUUCACUACGCCAGCAAUUCGAGGGACAUCCUGGCCGCGGCCAGUGUCGCCAUGGUGGCCCCGGAGCUGAUUGAUUCGGCCGACGAGGAUGGCUUCACGCCACUUCAUCUGGCCGUCAUUCAGGGCAAUCUGCAGCUGGUCAAUCUGCUGCUGGCCAACGGGGCCGAUGUCAAUGCCCUGGACAACGAGGGACAUUCUGUCGUGCACUGGGCCACUGUUUGCGGCGAAGUUGAAGCGUUGCGAGCAGUUUUGAAUGCCGGUGCUGACGUGUCGACGCCCGAUAUCAAUGGGGGAAGUCCGCUACACUAUGCGGCCCAGAUGUGCGGUGCCAAUUACGAAGGCAAGACAGCACGCGCCUCGGCAAAACUGGCGCUGGAAAUCCUGAACACACUGCUGGCCCAUCCGGAUACUUCGGUCGAAGUCGAGGACAAGGAUGGCCGGCAGCCGCUGCUGUGGGCUGCCUCGGCCGGUUCUGCCAAGGCUGUCCUGGCUUUGAUCAAAGCCGGUGCACAGGUCGAAAGUGCAGAUAAGGACGGACUCACUGCCUUACACUGUGCUGCCUCACGAGGGCACACCGAAUGCAUAGAUGCCCUGAUAAACCUAUGCGGAGCUCACACCGAUCAAAUCGAUUCGAAUGGAUGUACGGCGCUGCAUUAUGCGGUAACUUUGGGACAUGCGGAUGCCACCUCGUUGCUGCUCAAACUGGAAGCCGACCCCAAUCGACAGGACCGGAAGGGCCGAACUCCGGCUCACUGUGGUUGUGCUAAGGGCCAGAUGGAAACGGUGAAGAUUUUGUACACCAAAAAGGGAAACUUGUGGUUGAGGAAUGCCAAAGGAGACUUCCCGGUUCACGAUGCGGCCAGUUCCGGCAGGAGACAGCUUGUCCAGUGGUUGCUGGAAAUGAAACCUAAGCACAUCAACACCCCAAGUAACGAUGGCCGAACUUUGCUGCAUAUUGCUGCCGGUCAUGAUAAUGUGGACAUGUGCAAACUUCUGCUGGAGUUCAACGCUGAGGUCAAUAACUUGUACAGACCGAACUCCAAAAGUGCACCAUUAACUCCACUGGACUACGCUUUAGCCAAAGGUUUUCGAUCAACGGCUAAGUAUCUGCAAAUGCAGGGUGGUCUUCCAGCAAACAAACUUCGUCUUUCGGGUCGGCAGCAGAAAAUUUUGCCUGAUUUGGAUAAGGUUGAACCUCUCAAGCUCACAGAGAAGGAAGAACUCAUCGACCUGAAAACCUCGAAACGCUAUAUAGUAUACCUAAACUCAAAUUCCGAAUCGGACAAUCAAGACGACAGAUCGCAUCGGAAGAGUAGACACAAACGGAAAGGAAGUCACCGGGGUCGUAGGACUAGCAGUUGUAGCGAUACGGUAUUUCUGUUUCGGAAGAACGAAUCGGAUAUCAGUCGAUCGAGGAGUAAUGUCGAAUUGAACAGAAGCCAUCACCACCACCAUCAUCAUCACCAUCAGAAGCAUCGAGGUAGUAGUGCCGAGUCGGUGACGUCCUCAUCCAGCGAAACGUCUUCGGAGGAAUGUUGUAGGCACGUGAAAAGGAAGCACAAAUGUUACAAAAAGUGUUCUUCCUCCAAGUCUUCUAGAUCCAGGGAGCGAUCCCACCGGGAGUCUCGAGAGAAAGUUGAAUCGAAAGAACCAAAAGAACCAAAGGAGUACGAAUUUAUGUAUGCGGAGAAGCGUGAAAGUGGACCAAGAAAACCAGGUGAACGAGUAGGGCGCAUAGUGCUGAAGCAGGUGCAUAGCGGGUCUUCGGAUAAUGAUUCUCCCGAGAAUGGUCGGGCGAGUAUGCAAUUAGCUAAAACGGGAAGGCUUUUGAAUGUUCCCCCCGAAUUGAUGGGGGAGUUGCCUGAAGAUUUUAUACCCAAACCUCCACCGAGAGCAGAGUUUAACAUAAGGAAGGAAUCUGAUGCCAAAUCGGAUGGCAAAUCCUCAGAUUCCGGGUCGAAGAAAAGCACCAAAAAAGGUCAUAAGGUUAACGGAAAGAAGAAAGCGAACGGGAAACAUAAAAAAGGCGAUUCUCCUAGUGAAGAAGAACACAAAUCUCCACCGGAAGCUAAACCGGUAGAAGAAAAACAGGGUGAAAGAAUUUUAACCGAAGCGCAAGUUCACGCAAUUCCAGAGAGUAUGGCAAAAUCGACAGAAGAUGACGGAGCAGCUACAGAUGCAACGUACACUAUCGAUCAGAAAAGCAAAUCGGAUUAUGAAGGUUUGAGUGAAUCAGAAACCGGAGAUAAGGCAAAAGGCAAAGGGAAAAGUAAAACCAGUCCAGAAACAAUAGAAGAAGUAAAAGAUGAAACCGUACCAGAAGUCCCGCCGGUGGUCCCUUUAGAGGUAAAGGAGGAGGUGGCGCCUCCAAAAAAGGACCGACCAAAGCUAAAGUCAAGCAAGGAAAGCAAAUCAAGUAAAUCUAAGUCCGACUCUUCGGACAAGGAAAUUCCAAAGCUAAAACUAAAGCCAAGGGAAAAGAAACCUGAGGAGGCACCGCCAGUAGAGGUAGUGCCGACGCCAUCUCCUCCAUCACCACCACCUGUACCCCCACCUCCUCCACCGCCUCCACCAGCCGAACCUGAACCUGAACCCGAACCGGAACCGGAACCUGCAGUGGUACCGGAACCAGAACCACCAGUCGAACAACCACAGCCCUUUCAAGUGCCUCAAGAACCCGAGCAACCGCCAGAACCUCCUGCCAUAGUUCCGGAAAUCGAACCAAAUCCCACGGUAGACGAAGCAAUCGUGCCACAAGACCCACCACCUCCUGAUCCGGAACCGGAUCCUCCUGAACCGGAACAAGAAGCCGAGCCAGAACCGGAACCCGAAGUGGAAACACAAGUAGAAACCGCUGUAGCUGAGGAGAAACUUUCCAGUCCCGAAGAGUCUCCUUCUAAAUCGAGUGAUGAAGUGGAACAACCCCCUACCGUUGAAGAGCAAAGUGAAGAUCAAGUUCCUCCCAGCCUUGAGGAGUCACCCAAGAAAGAGCGGCCAAAGUUGAAGCGAUCCCAGGAAUCGCUUAUGGAGCACGUUGAAGAGGAAGAAGUUCGCACCGAGGAAGAAGCAGUGGUCCCGCUAGCUACAGCUGUUGCCAUCGAUCAGGAUAAGGUCGCAAUGACCCGAAGUUUUUUCGUUAGCUUAGAUGAAGAGGGUGAGGCUGCUGAAGAGAAGAAGAAACGCAAGCUUAAGAAAAAGAGUAGAUCGAAGGAAUACGACGAAGAAGGCAGUAAGGAUCAGGAUUCGGGAUUCGAACCUAGUCCGCAAUCGAUCCGAAGCAAAUCAUCGGUGUUCGAUAGGCCUGCCAGUACAGCCGUUGUAACCAAAAAACCUCCUCCUGCAUUUACCAUGGUCGAAGAACGAGCUGCUAGCUCUAGGCCGGACAAUCGGAAGCCGGGUGAUAAGAAUGCUGUUAAUAUGACGACAGUCCAGCAAUCGAUUCAUCGUAACAUCCGAAGAUACUACAUGGAAAGAAAGAUUUUCCAACACCUGCUCGAGCUGAAAAGCCUGCAAAUCCGUUCGACCAAAGUCAACGAGAGCGUCCUGGUGAAGCGAGCCGUCGACGACUAUCAUCGGUCUACGAUUGAGCUGGGCUACGAAACGGGAUCGUCCCUGAAGCGCUAUCCCUACUCCGAGUACUCGUUCAAGAACUUCGAACUGUUCCUGUACGACACCCUGAAGAAUCUGCAGAAGCGCGAAACCUACAACUUCCAGAACAUUUCGGAGGUGUACGAUGAGACCGAACGAAGGCUGAGUCCGGAUGUGAGCCGUUAUGAGAGAGCCUUGAACUGCACCACCAAAACCCAUCGAUGUCUGCAUGCGACCCACGCCUACACAGGAAUACCUUGCGCAGCCUACAUACCCAUGAUGAACCACCACACGAUGCCGAAGGUUGGCUUUGGUCCGUACAAAUCGUCCGCCAGCGGUGUCGGAAGCUUCUUCCUGCCCAAAAUCCUGACCAAUCCGACGGAUCGGUACUGUGCCGGUAGCAGUGGCGUGGCAGGAACAGCCGGCGGCUAUGCACUCAGCAGAGACCUCCCCUCUAAGCCACAGGGAAGUCCGCGGAAAGUCAGCUUCAGCAACAGUCCAAGUCCCAAUCAGCAGCAGCAGGAAAUGCUCUACAGCAACAACAGCAGCAGCAGCAGCAGGAAUCCCAUCCAAGGUCAUGUAGCGAUGCCCAGCAUCCGGAACAGCAACGGAAUCAAUGGCAACAUAAUCAGCAACAACAACAACACCCACAGCAACCAUGUUCCUCUUCCGGCCUUUCAGCCGUUGUAGAGGAAGAUUCGAAUCUGGAAUCGAGCAGCACUGGACCAUGCUCCACGUAGCGUGGUCAGUGUUGGCCAAAAUGUUUUUAAAUGCUUUGAAAAUUGGACGUGUUAUUUUUGUUUUUCAGUUUAUGAAAUUUGAGAAACGAAACGUGGUUGUUGUAGUUAGGCUGAAAUGUUCCAUUUGAUUUUUUUUCUAAAUUUUUAAAACAGCAAAACAACGAUUCACUGCCAGAAAUUGGUUCAUUUUUGCCCAAGUAGUGUUAUUUCAUAAUGAAGUAAAGAAAAAAAUCAGCGACGCUAAAGCAGACGGUUUUAUUAAUCGAGCGAGACCCUUUCUUGGGAUCGAAAUUGAAAUUAUAUAAACAAAUCUUUAACGAUGGAAACGCAAAAGUUCUAAAGAGAGAUGGUAGUUUUAUUGCUCCCCAUGCAGUCUGGGAAAGUCGUUCGUCCUCCGGACGAUGGCGACUUUUGGAGCGAAGAAUAUCCUGAGCAACAGGUCUAGUGGCUUUACUUUGUCUUCAUACAAACAUUGUUGGAAAAAAGUUUUCUUAUAUAUGUAAAUAGGAAGGAAAUAAACAGAUAUACAGUAACGUUUCGGCUAUAUCUUUUC
Messenger RNA from Uranotaenia lowii, 6509 nucleotides. RefSeq lists its product as uncharacterized. Gene Ontology annotation, biological process: protein localization to ciliary inversin compartment; RNA processing. The transcript has 9 exons. The coding region runs from base 858 to 5906 and encodes 1682 amino acids. NCBI's taxonomy places the organism in Eukaryota, Metazoa, Arthropoda, Insecta, Diptera, Culicidae. Gene Ontology annotation, molecular function: protein binding; RNA binding; RNA nuclease activity. Gene Ontology annotation, cellular component: ciliary inversin compartment. The record is from RefSeq and is a predicted model, not a curated record.